CACCAGGCUCCGCCCACGAAUUCUUGUAGAGGUCACUGACGAGCCCAAAGGGGCGUAAGUAACUGCGCUUGUAAACUCUAGCAGGAAGCUAGCAGUCGCCUCUAAACCCAGAGAAGGGGAAACAGGAAUCGAUUAGGAAUGAAGGAUUAUAAUCAACUUUCCUUCUCAGGAAAAGCUGGGAACCUUCUCAUUUUGACUCAUGAAAACUAAGCUGAGCUGACUUCUGCCGAAUAUCUGUUAAUUAGGCAAAAUGGGCCUCUUGCCGGCCAUUUGACUUUGCAGCACAGCCAGUUCUUUUUUCCCCGCUGCAGCUGAUUGGCUCUGGAGUGUGGUCAGAGCCUCUCUCCCGCAAUUAAAGGAGUCGGGUCUCUAAUUGUUGAUCUGUUGGGGUUUUUUUUCUCCGCUUCUGAGCAAUGGAGCUUACCAUCUUUAUCCUGCGACUUGCCGUUUACAUCCUGGCAUUUCCCAUGUACCUGCUGAACUUUCUGGGCUUGUGGAGCUGGAUGUGCAAAAAAUGGUUCCCCUACUUCUUGAUGAGGUUCUCUGUGAUGUACAACGAACAGAUGGCAAGCAAGAAGCGGGAGCUCUUCAGCAACCUGCAGGAGUUUGCAGGUCCCUCCGGGAAGCUCUCCCUGCUGGAGGUGGGCUGUGGCACCGGGACCAACUUCAAAUUCUACCCACCUGGGUGCAGGGUGACCUGUAUUGACCCCAACCCCAACUUUGAGAAGUUUUUGAUCAAGAGCAUUGCUGAGAACCGUCACCUGCAGUUUGAGCGCUUUGUGAUAGCUGCCGGGGAGAACAUGCACCAGGUGGCUGAUGGCUCUGUGGACGUGGUGGUCUGCACCCUGGUGCUGUGCUCUGUGGAGAGCCAGGAACAGAUCCUCCGCGAGGUGUGCAGAGUGCUGAGACCGGGAGGGGCUUUUUAUUUCAUGGAGCAUGUGGCAGCUGAGCGUUCGACCUGGAAUUCUUUCUGGCAACAGGUCCUGGAUCCUGCCUGGUACCUUCUGUUUGAUGGGUGCAAUCUGACGAGAGAGAGCUGGAAGGCCCUGGAGCGGGCGAACUUCUCUAAGCUGAAGCUGCAGCACAUCCAGGCCCCCCUGUCCUGGGAGUUGGUACGCCCUCAUAUCUAUGGACACGCUGUGAAAUAGUGUGAGCUGGCAGUAAAGAGCUGAAUGGCUCAAAGAA
Messenger RNA from Sapajus apella (tufted capuchin), 1185 nucleotides. RefSeq names its product methyltransferase like 7A (gene TMT1A). The transcript is spliced from 2 exons. Gene Ontology annotation, molecular function: S-adenosylmethionine-dependent methyltransferase activity. The coding region runs from base 414 to 1148 and encodes 244 amino acids. Lineage: Eukaryota; Metazoa; Chordata; Mammalia; Primates; Cebidae. The record is from RefSeq and is a predicted model, not a curated record.